Alternaria burnsii is the source of this 1149-nucleotide messenger RNA. RefSeq lists its product as uncharacterized. The record is from RefSeq and is a predicted model, not a curated record. The transcript has 8 exons. Gene Ontology annotation, molecular function: methyltransferase activity. Lineage: Eukaryota; Fungi; Ascomycota; Dothideomycetes; Pleosporales; Pleosporaceae. Bases 1 to 1149 code for a protein of 382 amino acids.
AUGACUACCUCGACCUCGGAUCCAGUGCCCAAGGACAAGCUGCGACCGCUGUCCAGUGCCACCAAUCUCACCGACUUCACACACUCGACUGUCGAGCCUGAGUCGGAACUGGCCUCGGAUGGAGAAUAUGAUGACCUCGAAGUACAAAGCCUCUCGCCGAGCAUGUACGAGAACGAGAAGAAGUAUGGUCGCACCUACCACAGCUUUCACGCCGGAGCAUACCCAUUCCCAAAUGACGAGCCAGAGAUAUACCGCUUGGACUGGCAACAUGCCAUUAUCAAAUGUCUUCUGCACAGACGGAACUACUUCGCACCGCUCAAGCCAAAGAAGCCAAAGAGAAUGUUGGACAUUGGCUGUGGCACCGGAAUCUGGUGUUUUGAGAUGGCUGCCGAAUUCCCAAACUGCCGGGUUGAAGGCAUUGACUUGACACCGAUUCAGCGAAAAAUAUCCUACACAAACAUCGAUUUCUACAUGGAAGACAUCCUCAGCCCAACAUGGUGGUAUCCCAAAGAAGAACCUUAUGUAUACGACUACAUCCACACACGCAUGUCCCUCGGCAUCUUCAACGACUUUCGAGAAAUCAUACAGAAGAGUUACAACAACCUGAGACCUGGCGGGUGGAUGGAAUCGCAGGAAUGGUUUUCAAAGCUCCAAUGUGCCGACGACAUGCCCGAAGACUAUCCGCUCAAAGAGUGGUCAGAAUUAGCAGACAAGGCAGCACAUAAACUCGGCCGACCAUUACGCAUCGCAGACAAGCUGAAGAGGUGGUACAAAGAAGCUGGUUUCGUCGAUGUACAUGAGGAGGUUUUUGCUAUCCCCGCCAAUCAAUGGCCAAAAAGCGACCGCGAGAAAAUGCUUGGCAAGUAUUGUAGCUGGAAUUUGAUGUUGGGUUUGCAGGGAUGGUCGCUUGAAUACUUUGUCACUGGCUUGGGCUGGACACCAGCCGAAGUCGAGGUCUAUCUCGCGCAUGUGAGGAACUCGAUUGUUGACGAGAACGUACAUGCCUAUUACAAUUUCUACGUAGUAUGGGGUCGUAAGCCUUUCGACGACGAACCUGGCAGCACUACACCAAAACCGCACCACUGGCCACAGCCUCCUGGCGAUGACGACUCCAUCCGUUGGUCGAUGAGAGAGUCCGAAGAUGCGUAA